Messenger RNA from Staurois parvus, 406 nucleotides. Lineage: Eukaryota; Metazoa; Chordata; Amphibia; Anura; Ranidae. The record is from the annotation of a GenBank genome assembly.
AUGCAGACUGCUUCUACAAACAUUUGAAACACUGUGAAAUAAGUUCAUCCGCGAAAUUUCCUUGCUACUAAAUAUUCGCCAGUCAACUGUUAGUGGUAUUAUAACAAAGUAGAAGCAAAUGGGAACAACAGAAACUCAGCCACGAAGUGGUAGGAAACGUAAAAUGACAGAGCAGGGUCAGCGCAUGCUGAAGCACACAGUGUGCAGCAGUCGCCAACUGUCUGCAGAGUCAAUGGCUAAAGACCUCCAAACCUCGUGUGGCCUUCAGAUUAGCACAACAACAGUGCCAAGCGAGCUUCAUGGAAUGGGUUUCCAUGGCCGAGCAGCAGCAUCCAAGCCUUACAUCACCAAGUGCAAUGCAAAGCGUUGGAUGCAGUGGUGUAAAGCACACCUCCACUGGACUCUA